Molecule: messenger RNA, 771 nt
Organism: Rhopalosiphum padi (bird cherry-oat aphid)
Lineage: Eukaryota; Metazoa; Arthropoda; Insecta; Hemiptera; Aphididae
Product: thioredoxin-2-like
Exons: 4
Coding region: 140-457 (105 amino acids)
Molecular function (GO): protein-disulfide reductase activity
Source: RefSeq, a predicted model, not a curated record
AAAUGCGCCGAACACUCGAACACUUCGUCAGACGUGUCGUCCGUGUCCGCACUGUCCGCGCACACGCUAUCCGCACCAACGACUAUAGUACGCUAUCCCGGUGAACCCGUAGACACCGCCGAAUCCACCGAAAUCUAAAAUGGUUCAACUCAUCACCGAGGCCGCCGAUUUGGCAACUAAAUUGACCGAUGCCAAGGAAAAAUUAGUCAUCAUCGACUUUUUCGCCAAAUGGUGUGGUCCAUGCAAAUUAAUGGCUCCAUUCAUUGAAGAACUCGCCAACGAGUACCCUGAUGUAGUUAUGCUGAAAGUUGAUGUUGAUGAAUGUGAAGAUGCUGCUAUUGAGUUUAACAUCCAAUCUAUGCCCACAUUUGUCUUCCUAAAAUCAAAAAAAGAGAUUUUUCGGUUUUCUGGUGCUAACAAAGAUAAAUUAAAGGAGAAUUUAUUGAAACAUAAAUAAUAAUAUCAAAAUUGGCUUCAACCAUAGUGUCUUAAUGGACCUGCAUAUAUUCAAUGAAUUUUUUAUUACAAUGAAACAAAAAUAGAUUUUAUACUGUCAUUCAUUAUUGUAUUUGGUUAAAAUCUCGGUUAAAAUUAUUACCUACAAAAAAAGUAUUAAUAUAUUUUUUUUAUAAAAAACUAUACAAUAUUCAUAAUGUUAUAAUUUAUUAAUAACCAAGCUAUGCAAUGAAACUGAAAUGAAAUGUAUACUUACACGUUACGUACUUACUUAGAAAUAAAAUAAAAUGUACAUUGAAAUUGCUACCAACUAAA